CGAUGGGCCCGCACUGCACGCUCCAUCUCCCGCACGCUCCAUCACUAUUCAUGCGACCUGUACCUGAAUAGGUAGUGUGAACGCCAGCUGCCUGACCUCGCCCGUCCUACUCCACCCCACCACCGCACCUCACCACCACCCACCCCACCAGCAUGUCCACCCCCGCCCCGCUCGCCGCAACCGCCAUCCCGUCUCCCCCCCCAACAAUCCACUACAUCCCAUCCUUCAUCACGCCCGCCGAAGAAUCCUCUUUGCAAUCCAGCAUCCUCUCUCAACCCAAGCCGAAAUGGACGAUCCUCAGCCACCGGCGGCUGCAAACACACCCCAGCGCGCUGAGCUCGAGCAACGUGCUUCUCUCUGCGGCGCUCCCGGCGUUCCUCGAGUCCCUCGUCCCGCGCAUGCAGGCUCUCGGCGUGUGGGACCACGCUCCGCACAAGCGCCCGAACCAUGUCCUUGUCAAUGAGUACACCCCCGGCGAGGGAAUCAUGCCGCACGAGGACGGCGCGGCGUAUCAUCCCGUCGUGGCCACGGUGAGCUUGGGCGCGCCGAUCGUGCUGGAUAUUUACGAGAAGGGCGAGGGCGGGAGGACGCCGAAGUUCAGGAUCUUGCAGGAGCCGCGGAGUUUGCUGGUUACGACGGGAGAGGUGUAUGCGAGCCACCUACACGGCAUCGAGGCGCGGACGAGUGAUGAGGACUUGGGGCCGGAGACGGUUGCGAACUGGGCGCUGCUGGGAGAGCCACAGGCGUUCACGGAGGGCAGGUAUGAGCGGCAGACUAGGACGAGUUUGACGUACCGCGACGUGCUGAAGGUUGCGGACGUGGGGAGGUUGUUUGGACGGAAGUGAUGGAACAGAACAGAACAGAACACGCACGACUUCAUCGUUCCCCCGCACCAUAGGUAUCUAUUCUAUCAAACCUACCUAUGCUUCAAUAGACCCCUGGAAUGAUACACCACUUCCCUCGCACAGCCUCCUCCCCAAACUUCUGCCUGUACCACUCGCGGUUCCUCCCCGCCGAGACGCUUAGUAUGGCGGCCACAAACACCGCGCCCGCAAACACCGUAGUAUUUACCACGGCGCCGCGCGGCGCCGCAAUA
This is a messenger RNA of Tricharina praecox, 1096 nucleotides long. RefSeq lists its product as uncharacterized. The record is from RefSeq and is a predicted model, not a curated record. Lineage: Eukaryota; Fungi; Ascomycota; Pezizomycetes; Pezizales; Pyronemataceae. The transcript has 2 exons. Bases 153 to 845 code for a protein of 230 amino acids.